CGGCUAUUCCACGCUCUCUGGGGAGUGGUAUUGGAGAGGAGAAGGCUCUGGCGCAAUAAAUGUCUAUUAAAAUUGCCAGAGUCCUACGGGUAUCCUACUGCAAGUAUCGCUCAUGCUCUCUUCGCUCCAGGCAGGCUCAUCAACAUGAAUUUCACCCUAACUGUGCCUGAAGGCUCUACAAAUCAUGGCAAUCCAAAACUGUUGUGCACACCUCCCGAAUGGUAUGACUUCAUUAUUUUCUUCUUUACGAAUUAUGUUGCGCAUGCUGCGACCGUUGUUCCAGAGCCUGGCCAAAGCCCUGUGAUGGCUGCUCUUCAGAUCCUUCUUGCUCUUACCCUGCCGGGUAGCGCAGUCUUUCGAGCUGUAAAUGCCAUCGCACGGCAUGCGGCAACCGAAACGAAGGACCCAUUACGACGCGCUGCUAGAGCAAAUGCUCUCUGUAUGGUUCUAAAGAAGCGGCCUGCCACCAAGUUCUUGGUAGCGAUAAGAAGUAGGGACAACCGGUCUGAAGUUGAGAGCGGAGAUACUGCUGGGAACAGCAUCCGAGUCGAAAGCUGGCAGCCAAAGGAGAAGACAUUUCGCUCCCACCCCAUUCCGCCUGACGCGACUGUCCACGGCGAAUAUUGGCUCCACGAAGAUUACUACUUCGCCGUUGUCCUGCCCACGGCCUCAUUAACGCUCUCCUUCGACCAUGACGGGCGCAACCCCGAGGAUAUUGACCUCGGCAACUUGCAUCACUCGAAAGCGGUGCUGGCUUCGUCACACAACAUUCUGAAACUCUCCAUCAGUUACGUGCAGGCCAUGUGGGCAACCGCCACGGUAUACCGUGCGCGACGGGACCAGAUUCAUCAGUACGGAUACGCUGCGUUUGGUCUGACGGUGGCUCCAUAUGCCGUCAUGUCGAUCCUGAACACGCUGGCAAACAUGCUGACGCCCGAGUACCCAGCGAUGUUCGUGAUCAGAACACCGGCAAUGGCAGACGCCGAGAGGGAAAAUAAGGGCUUCUUCAAAGGGGCUAUCCGUGUGGAUCUCGAAAAUGCGAACAAUACGACGGAAGGAACACCCACGAGAGGGGCAGAGAUGCUCCCGGAACUCCGUCCACUCGUCAAAAUUCCGACUUCGGUAAUCCUAGCAAGUCUUCUACUCAGCCUGGUUCCACUUGCAAUUGUUGAGGGGCUUUCGGGGUUUCAGGAGGGAAACAGUUCACAACUUGAACGAGGUUUCACUAUGUCGUGGCUAAUCGUCGGAACCAUCUACGGGGUGCUCGCUGGCAUAAACGCAGGUCUGAGCGGCCCAGGCGAUGAAGUCGUAACGUCGAUGAUGGCAGUCAUCCAAACGUCCCGGACGCGUCGGUAUUUCAGGCUCAAGGUGGGAGAUGGUUGGCACAAGUACAAGUGUCCGCGGUAG
Messenger RNA from Chaetomium strumarium, 1407 nucleotides. RefSeq lists its product as uncharacterized. Lineage: Eukaryota; Fungi; Ascomycota; Sordariomycetes; Sordariales; Chaetomiaceae. The record is from RefSeq and is a predicted model, not a curated record. The coding region runs from base 145 to 1407 and encodes 420 amino acids. The transcript has 3 exons.